AUGCUGCUCGCACUCUUCAUCGCCCUGCCAUACUUCGGCAUCUUCAUUACCUACGAUCCCUUGGCCGUAUUCCACUCGGAACAGCUUCUACAACUCGCUCUCCUCGAUAUCAUCUUCACCCUCAGCAUCUGCUUCUUUUACACUCUGAGUUUGCCCACGAUCUCCUUUUCCAGUCUCGGUCGAAGUCUCGCCGCCUUCGACUUCUUUCUCGCGGUCUUCAUUUGGGCUAUGUUAAUCAACAGACUUCUCAUCCAUGAGUUUCAUAGCUCCGGCUCGACUGUGAUUAUCGCGAACAUCGCCAGCACCCUCGCUGCUUCCCUUGUUGCCAAGAUUGCAGGCUACGUUUUUGGUUACUAG
Zymoseptoria tritici IPO323 is the source of this 357-nucleotide messenger RNA. RefSeq lists its product as uncharacterized. NCBI's taxonomy places the organism in Eukaryota, Fungi, Ascomycota, Dothideomycetes, Mycosphaerellales, Mycosphaerellaceae. The transcript has a single exon. The record is from RefSeq and is a predicted model, not a curated record. The coding region runs from base 1 to 357 and encodes 118 amino acids.